Pyricularia grisea is the source of this 1065-nucleotide messenger RNA. RefSeq lists its product as uncharacterized. The record is from RefSeq and is a predicted model, not a curated record. Lineage: Eukaryota; Fungi; Ascomycota; Sordariomycetes; Magnaporthales; Pyriculariaceae. The transcript has a single exon. The coding region runs from base 1 to 1065 and encodes 354 amino acids.
AUGCGCACUCAAACUUUUGCAGCCUUCCUCCUCACCGCGGCUCUGCCCGCCAUAGUCGCAGCUUUGCCUACUAACAUCCCCAGCACACAACUAACAAGCGUCCCCGCCAUUGCUACCCGCAGCACACAUGCCAUCGAGGAAAUUGCCCUGACCAAGAGGUCCGAGGACGGCGGACAGCCGGGUUACUUUCCAGACGAGGCCGACGCUCAAGACCUGGAAGAUGUAGAGGAGGCCGGUCACGGGUUUGGCGGCGAGGAACCCGAGGAGCUCGAGGAGUCUUUCAUGGACGGUGACCUGGAUGACUUUGCCGGCUUUGACUUUUCUCAGUUGCAGGAGCAGGAGCAGAUGCUUCAGCGCAGGGCAACAGACUCUAACUACGAGGGGCCCUUUACUGACGACACUCGAGAUGAGUCAGGUGACUUUAACAACAUUGACAUAUUGCAAGCUCGCUCCGAUGAGUUGAUUGAGGAGCCCGGAAUCCCGUCGCGGUUCAGGAGGCGCCACGAAGGCCACGAGGGAACUCACGAUGAGCAAGCGGGCACGAUUGUGGAUGAGGAUGAAGAUGACCAGCUGGAAAGGCGACAGCUCGACAACAUCGCCGAAGAUGACGACGAGGAACAUGACGAGGGCGCGUUUGCCGGUCUUGACAUGUCCGCCCACGCCGGCGAUGAAGAAGAUGACGACGAUGAGGCCUCAUUCGGGCAAGAUGUUUAUGACGGCGACGAGGCUUCGGUCGAGCAAGAUCUUGAUGGCAAUGACGAGGCCUCAGUCGAGCAAGAUCUUUAUAACGACGACGAGGCGUCAGUCGGGCAAGAUCUUGAUGACGGCGACGAGGCUUCGGUCGAGCAAGAUCUUUAUGACAACGACGAGGCCUCGGCCGGGAAUGAUUACAACGACGCCGAGCUCUAUGAGGACGACGGAUCUGAUCUUCAAAGGCGAGACGAAAACGAAUUCGACGAGGACGUCGCCGAAAUCCAAAUUGCUAAGCGCGAGGUGUAUGACGGCAGCAAGAAACAGGUGCCGCGGCCGAUUGAGAGGAGGGUUGCCAGGUCAUUCAGGGCGUGA